AUGGGCCGCACAUCCAAAUUCACCUUCCCCGUCCCGGGGAGGAAACAGAAACCGCCAUUUGGACCGAUCGUGUCGGGGCCGAUGUCCAAGGCGCAAAAGAUCCUGGGCACCGCCGAAAUCAACAUCGACGCACCGCGCCAAUGGGACACCGCAUCGAACUCGGGCAUCAGCGUAUCCGUAUCCGAAAGCACCGCUACCUAUAACAUGAGCGAGAGGAGCCGGGCCCCGCGCCACGAAGAGGAGGGCUUUCCAGGAAACAGCAGCCGCAGAAGCACGCAAUGGGAGCAGGAGUCCGAGAUCGUGCCAGCAUUCCUCGCAAAUCGCUUUUCGCAACUGCACACCACCGACGGCGGCCAGAGAGAGUUCACCGAGACGUCGAGCCUCACCCGGCGAGGCUCGACCUCGACCAUCACCUCGUGGUACGACAAGUCCAAGAUGCCGCUGUCGAUAUCCCAGCAGACUUCGUCAUCCGCAAUGGCAAAGGGGCUUCCCCAGAAGGCGAACGCUGUCCUUGACAUCGAAGGAAAGGAAUCGAACCACAUGGCCUCGUCAAGUCCGAAAGCCAAGAAGCGGCCGAGUCGGUUGGACUUGGGCGAUCUGUUAUCCCGGCAUAAACACCACAGCCUGAAAGGCAAAACCGACAGUCGUUCUGUUCUCGGGCCGGACCACAAGAACAGGUCGCCCUCGCUCGCAUCCAUCUCUUCGCCCCGAGUGGCGCCGCCGCCAAUACAGCAAAGAACCGAGAGGAAACUGACGAGGAAGAACACGUUCGACAGCAUCAACUCCAUGGGCAGCCGACCGAGGACGGGGUCCAGUAGUCGCAGAGGCGCCAACGACAUUAGCAACCUCCCCAACUUAUAUGAGCACUACGAGCAGAUGUCGUUCGAUCAGGUCCUCGGUCACGAUGGUCCCUUGGCCGCCUCAGGACCGUCUUUGGCCGGUGCCGGAUACACGCCGCUGAGAUCGCCAUCGGCGACGGAUCAAAAAAAGACCUUCACGAGGCCGCCGCUUCGGCACGAAGGCACAUCGUCGAUGUAUCAGACUCACUAUGGCGCAUUGCCGGAACCUUCCAAGCCCGUGGGCCAGCCAUUGAUGCAGACGGACCGUGAUUGCGCGUCCAGUGUCUCGAGCCGCUACACGAAGACUUCCAAGGCGUCCAAACGAACGAGCCAGAGUCUCAAUGGAUCCGAUUUGAUGGAGAAGAGCGUGCUGUCGCUUUCGUCCGACUCCGAGGACGAUUUCUUCCCCGACUCCGUCUCGAAGUUCACCGGGGGAUCUCGGAGUAGCGAUGCGGGUAGCCUGGCCCCCUCGUCUCUGAGGUCAACGCACUCCCGGGACGCCCCGUCUCUGGGGCAAAGCUCAAGAAAAUCGGCCAAGCACGCCAGCUUUGCGCCAACCAACACCUACUUGACGAUCCCCAGCAAGUCGCCGCCGGGUAAGCCUCCCAUUGUCAACCCUCGACUGAGCUCUCUGCCCUCGACAACGUACCAGCCCCCAUCUUCAUCGAACCGCUUAUCGCGGUAUUCGACGACUUCAUCGUCAACGACAUAUUCUGUCGGCGACCGCCCGAUCCGCCCCCCGACGUAUGGCGGUCAUGACUCCCGAGCAUCGUCAUUUCCGCCCUCGGAAUCGUACUCGACUACCGACCGCGGCCAAUUGCCACAGCGCAUGCUUUCCACCAAGUCGUCUUCCGUUCAUUCUGUCGACCAGCCAACCCCGCCAAUGAGCCCAACGUCGGUCGAGUCCUUCAUGGCUUCGGGGGCGUCCCCGGACGCCCAUGGCACAACUGACUCUCGGUUCAUGGCCGUCACACGACAGGAAGAAAUGCUGCUCGCGGCUCUUCGAAUGAAACGGGCCCGGAUGCGUGAGUCGGUUAUAGCCGAGUACGACGACGAGCCGAUAACCCCGUCUUCGUAUCACCAGCGAAACUCGUCGCAGGGCACCAUCACCAACAUGGAUUGGCCCGAGCCGCCACAGACGCUUCGUCACCAGUCAUCGACAACCUCGAACAGCACAAUCAAGGCGGGCUCGUGCACGUAUGACAGUCGCCCGGUUUCGUUGGCGCCAGGUAAAAGCCUUCAACGCAGCGGUUCUCGUCAUCUGAACCCCACCGCGCCAUCUUCUCAACCAGCGUCCGUGAUGCCGUCGAGAGCAGGUAGCGUGAAGAAGACGAUGCCGGUCCAAGAGGCAAUUCAAGCCGGGGCCAAGCAAGAGCGGAUCCUGCUGUACCUGGACAGGCCAGUGGGCAACGUCAACUCGAUGGAUUUUGCCGAACCCAGUCCCGACCUGAGCGACUUCAUGGAUUUCGACAAUGGCAGUGACGACGAAGACGAGUUAUCGAGCGACAUGGCCCCCUUCCGGGGCCGUGACCCCCGACACGCCAUGGGCACCAAGAGCCGCGGACAAAUGCUGAGAACAGGCGACCGGGCCCGACACGAGCCUUCGCCGCUGAGGCCGAGAGGCGAGAUCGCAGGCACGGAGCGUGUUCGGGUCGUGGGAACCGACAGAGAUGUCGAUUCACGGUGCGGAACCCCGCGGCCGGAUUCGCCCGUGUCGCCUGAAGGCACACUAGGCCUUCCCAACAAAACUCUAUCGAAGAAGAAGGCCGUGAGACUGAGCGCGGUCGGUAAUGCUGGGGUCGAAGCUGCCUGGUGGGGUGAUGAUGGUUGA
Molecule: messenger RNA, 2670 nt
Organism: Colletotrichum higginsianum IMI 349063
Lineage: Eukaryota; Fungi; Ascomycota; Sordariomycetes; Glomerellales; Glomerellaceae
Exons: 1
Coding region: 1-2670 (889 amino acids)
Source: RefSeq, a predicted model, not a curated record